UUGAUAGCAGGUGUUUCCUUCAAUCACCCUUCACUUUAUAUACUGAGGCAGGAUCUCUUUCCUUAAACUCAGAGCUCACCAGUUUACCAAUUUGGCUACUCUAGUUAACCAACUUGUUCCAGGAAGCUUGGUCUCUUCCCAUGAAACAGUAUGAUGAGUGGGCCACUCUGCUCAUUCAGUGUUUUGGGGGGUUCUGGGGACCUAAAUUCCAGCCUUCAUACUUUCAUAGCAAAUGCUUUGCCCCCAAGCCAUCUCCCAGCCCCUGCUCUGUGUUUAUUACUUGCAGUGCAUUAAGAAUGGAUUGCUAAAUGCUCAUCCUUCUCCACCAAGUUGUUUUAAUUGUCCAUCAGUUCAAGGGAGUGAGAGGAACUCUCUUCUCUACUGUUGGUGUUGCAGGCAGGAACAUGAGCCGACUAGACACAAGUAGCAACUGCUCGUUCGAUGCCGUGGAUAAGCUGAUGAGUACCUUGCAGCUGGCCGUCCACAUCCCAACCUUCCUCCUCGGCCUGGUCCUCAAUCUCUUGGCCAUCAGAGGCUUCAGCACCUUCCUGAAGAAGCGGCAGCUGGAAUACAUGGCCACUUCCAUCUACAUGAUUAACUUGGCUGUCUUCGACCUGCUGCUUGUGCUCUCGCUCCCAUUCAAGAUGGCCCUGCCGCAGGUGGAAUCCCCUUCCUCAGUCCUCUGCACUCUGGUGGAGUGCCUCUACUUCAUCAGCAUGUACGGGAGUGUCUUCACCAUCUGCUUCAUCAGCCUGGACAGGUUCCUAGCCAUCCAGUACCCACUCCUGGUCAGCCACCUCCGGUCCCCCAGGAAAACCUUUGGGAUCUGCUGCAUCCUCUGGGUCCUGGUAUGGAUUGGAAGCAUCCCUAUCUACACUUUCCACAGGGAGGAGAAAUACAAAUGCUUCCACAACAUGUCUGACAGCACCUGGAGUGCCAAGGUCUUCUUCCCCCUGGAGAUCUUUGGCUUCCUCCUUCCCAUGGGCAUCAUGGGCUUUUGUUCCUAUAGGAGCAUUCACAUUCUGCUGGGCCGCUCGGACUACACCCAGAGAGCCUGCAUCUGGACCAUUGCUACCAACCUUGUCAUCUUCGUGGUCUCCUUCCUCCCAGUGCACUUGGGUUUCUUCCUGCAGUACCUGGUGAGGAACGGCUUCAUCUCGGAGUGCAGGGUCAAGCAGAGCAUCAGCCUGUUCCUGCAGCUGUCCCUGUGUUUCUCCAACAUCAACUGCUGCCUUGACGUUUUCUGCUAUUACUUUGUCAUCAAAGAAUUCCGCAUGGGCAUCAAGGCCCACCGGCCCUCCACAGUCCAGCUGGUCCACCAGGACACCACAAGCAGCAGGGGUUAAGGGAAGGGACCCCUCUCAAGGGAAGGAAAUCCCGAUCCCAAAUUCUCAUAAGGAACAUCCAGUGCUUCUUUGACACUCGCUAAGUACCAACUUUGUUCUUUAUACCCCUAAGACCUUUCCACAGCACCUGGACGCCUGACAUAUGUCACGCUUGUUUGGGGUUUGCUAAAGAACCAGGUGACUUCUUCAUUUCUAAGUCCAAAAUGUGUGAAGCAGAAGAAUCGAAAAAGAAAAUGUCACUUUAAAAGUCUGUUUCUCAGCUUUCCCGUCUUUCCGUUCUGUUGGAAGAGUCCAGAAGGGAAGAGAGGGAUGGAGAAAGGAUUAGGGCAGGGAAUCAAGAGCAUUUUGGUGGAGAUACAGGGAUGGAGAAAUAUGCCUUCAAGAUGGAGAGAGCUUACACUUCUUCUCCAGACCCUUCUGAAGCUCUGUUGACAAUGACCUCACAGAAAUCAUGACAAAGAGGGCUUUUAGGGGCUGAGCAAAUUCCCUUCCGGCCCUAGAAAGGCACAAGAGGCCAGCCAAACCUCCUCAUGCCCCUGAGGAGGAUUAGGUGGAGGGAGGGGGCUGUGUGAAGCAGGUCAUGGGGAAUCAGGAGUCACUGUGGGGCCAAUGGGGGCAGAGUGGGAAGGAACUAGAAAAUACCCAGGGAAGGAAAGAGACACAAGGAGCUGGAACUGGACGUCCCCUCUCCUGCUGCUAUCCAGUAGUAGUGCUAUCCCAGGGCUAAGAUAGCCUAGAAAUAAUAGCUGUCUUGAAGGUGACCAGCCUUCUAUCUUGGACAGCCUUGAACUAGUUCAUCAGACCAAUAUGAAGGGGAUGAGAGAGGAUUGGUCUUAACUCGGGUCAGCCAUAGCAGCAUGAAGAAGCUGUCCUUAUUGGGUCCUUGUUGGGCAGCUGGCACUGGUGACACCGUCUAGGACGCUGGCCAGGAACUGGAGGGGAGGAGGGGGCUUUCUUCACUGGGCAGCACAAAGCCUGGAUUGGAGGAGGGUGGUGAUCUCCGGCCGCCCGCCGGUUCCUGGAGGGAAGCUGUAGACAGCUGAAUCAGUGUUGGAGCUUCAGCGGCUCUUCUCACCCUGGGGCGGGAGAUCACAGUGACAGCUGACAGCCUGGCUUGCGAUGACUCAGCUGCUCCAGAGAGUGAAGUGAUAGAAGGAUAAAUUGUGGGGUGUUUUUGCAAGACGGAAGGAGUGGGAUGAGAAGAAACCCAUGAGACUUCACAUGAAUAAGACACAGGUCUUUAGGAAGAGACACGGGCAGCCGCAGCCCUAACUAACAGAUCCCACAGGAUAAGAGGCUGGGCGAGGGGUGGAGACAUGGGGAAGAAUGGGGGAAGACAGAGGUGUGGCUCUAAUCCGGCAUCUACCCACAGAGCAGAAGCUGGAGGUGAGCAAGGAUGUAGGAGGGAGGGAGAGGAGGGAAGGAAAAGGAGGAGAGGAGGAAGGGAGAUGGGCAGGAAGGGCUGAGCCAGGGAGGGAUAGGAAAGGUGAGGAGUGAGGGUAGAGGCCCAGCAGCUUCCACCUGAGAAUCUGUCAUUCCCCUUGGAUUGGAGACCCUGGAAGGGCAGGUACUUCCAGGCCAGGGUGGCUGUGGCAGUGUUUAGGUGGCACUGUGGAGCCACCUGUGGGCCACUGAAGGAAGAGUUAAGGAAGAGAAUUAAGGAGGAGUGAGCUUUCUAGGACCGGAGUCCCACCUCAGGGCUGGGCCUCCGGGAAUGAGGGUCCCAGCCUUGGGUGCUGUUUUCUCACACCAGAGAUACCAUGCAUCACACUGAGACAGCCUGACUGUCACCUACAGCAGAGCAUUUGGGGCCGCUUUGGGUUAGUCCAUGACUGGGUAGGUCUUGGGACCACCUUCUCCAGGUUCUCUCUGUUUACAGAGCUGUUAGCCCACCCACAGUCAAAUAGUGUGCAAGUCUGCCUGCCAGGCAGGCUUCCCCCAGCAAAGGCUUAGCAAGCCUGACUACCCACCAUCCCCAUCGACGACCCAAGCUAAAACCUGGUGUGUGUCUAGCAAGACUCUAUGGUGGGAAGGGCUUCGUGUCCCCAAGAGGACCAUUACCAAAAGGGCAGGGAGUCUAGAGCCAUAAACUGAGCAACGGUAAGGACAAGGUCCCUGGAGGGGUACAGCAGUGUCAGAUUGGUGUGGUGACUCUGGACCUGGAGAUAGGGAAGAACAGGACUUGAGAACGCCCUGAUUCAUUCCAAAAUAGUGAGUGAAGGGAAGGCAAUUCUUGACUUUUCCCUUGGAGACUUACUUGGGUGUGUCCAGACUCAGGUCAUCAGUCCUAUGGGUCCUCAACUGGCAAUUGGCCCAGCAGUACAGGAAAUGGGAGGGCCAGUGUUAGAGUUGGCAUGCAGCAGAUUGCCACCAGUGAGUGAGGGAAAUCUAGGACUUAGUUGUGGAAAAAGCCCAGAUUCCUGUUACUAACUAAUUAGAAGCUAUUGUUUAACCAUGAAUAUGACCUUAUUUGUACCCGGGCUGGAAAACAUUAGCCAAAUGUACAGUUGUGAAAUCUAGCAAAAUUAAUUGGAAAACCAAUUUAACAUGAUUUACCAAAUAAAUAAUUUCAUUCAAUGCAUUAUGACCUUGUCUUGGGCUUCAAUUUCUGGUUCCAGAGAAGAACCGGUUUCUCAUGGCCCCUGCUAAGGGAUUCAACAAUCUUGGUCCCUUUACCAGCCCCUGGGCCCCAAGUAUGAUGUCAUAGAGUACCUAUCUCAGGUGUGCAGCUGGUCCUCCCAAUUCGUUAGGAGCUAGACCCUAGGGGGUCUAGCUGGGGGCGGGGGUGUCUAGUGGCAGUC
Peromyscus californicus insignis is the source of this 4147-nucleotide messenger RNA. RefSeq names its product G protein-coupled receptor 55 (gene Gpr55). The transcript has a single exon. Gene Ontology annotation, molecular function: G protein-coupled receptor activity. NCBI's taxonomy places the organism in Eukaryota, Metazoa, Chordata, Mammalia, Rodentia, Cricetidae. Gene Ontology annotation, biological process: positive regulation of Rho protein signal transduction; phospholipase C-activating G protein-coupled receptor signaling pathway. The record is from RefSeq and is a predicted model, not a curated record. Gene Ontology annotation, cellular component: membrane. Bases 309 to 1346 code for a protein of 345 amino acids.